AUGAAACUGAGAGAAGAACAAUGGAUAAAUUAUCUUGGUGGAUUAGCUGCUGCAUUUACAGAGGAAAGUCAUUCGGAUAUUCAAGUCAAGCCUGGCGAUGGACCUUCUAUACCUGCACAUAAAUUUUUGCUGGCAACUAGAUCUGAAGUUUUCAAACAUAUGUUAUCAUCAGAUACAUGCAAAUCCGCCCAAAUUGACUCUGUAUGUCUACCUGAGUUCAAUCAUGAAGAACUUCAGACCUUCUUGGAGUUGCUUUACUGUGGAAAUUUGUCCAAGGAAAAGUUUGAGAUGCAUUAUUACUGUCUAGCACUUGCAUCUCAUAAGUACGCAAUUCCACAUUUGGAGAAGUUUUGCGAAGAACACAUACUAAAAUUGAUAGAUUCGUCAAAUGCACUCAAAGUGCUGGAGAUCUCAGAAAUUUGUGCAAAUGAGACAUUAAGAGUCGCUGCAUUGCAGAUGAUUAUCGACCACAAAAUAGAGAUAAUAUGUGCACCUAGUUUUGAGGAAUUUGCAAUACAAAACCCACAUUUGGUGGUACAUAUCACAAGGUACUCUUGCACUCAAUUCUAG
Molecule: messenger RNA, 570 nt
Organism: Papaver somniferum (opium poppy)
Lineage: Eukaryota; Viridiplantae; Streptophyta; Magnoliopsida; Ranunculales; Papaveraceae
Product: BTB/POZ domain-containing protein At3g56230-like
Exons: 2
Coding region: 1-570 (189 amino acids)
Molecular function (GO): protein binding
Source: RefSeq, a predicted model, not a curated record